This is a messenger RNA of Suillus subalutaceus, 550 nucleotides long. RefSeq lists its product as uncharacterized. The record is from RefSeq and is a predicted model, not a curated record. NCBI's taxonomy places the organism in Eukaryota, Fungi, Basidiomycota, Agaricomycetes, Boletales, Suillaceae. The annotation marks the transcript as partial. The transcript has 2 exons.
CAAUAUGCGAUAAGCCCUCCGCAGGUCAUUCCUGAGAGCUUGGGCAUCGAUCAGAGCAAUCGCGGUGAUGAAGUCGUCGCGGGCGGUAGAAAGCGGAGAAAGGAGGACCAGAGAAAGCAGGAGCUCGAAAACGACGAGUACACCGAGGAUGUGCAACCCACAUCCGUCAGGUGUCGCGGAUGUCAGAAGGCCAUCAGCCUUGACAAACGCUCCAGGUACUAUCCUGGACUGUGGGUCAAGCACAGGAGCAAGUGCCCUGGCAUCCUCGAGCUAGAGGAAGAUAAAGAGCUAACCAGGAGAAGAGACUGGUUUUUUCAGCUAAAUCCAGAACCGCGCCCACCAGCCGCCUCCUCAUUUGACGCGAGCGGUGAAAAUUGGGAAGAGGGAGAGUCAGAAGAGGAUGAGGACGAGGACAGGGUAGUGGGAUUCAGCAGUAAGUUAGUCCUCGAUGGGAGCAGAUACUGUGAUUCAUCACGAACUCUAGCGUCGAACGUGCAAUUCUAUGACGACUGCUGGGACAGGGGAGAAAGGUGAUGGGCGUACCGGUACG